Corylus avellana is the source of this 513-nucleotide messenger RNA. RefSeq lists its product as uncharacterized. NCBI's taxonomy places the organism in Eukaryota, Viridiplantae, Streptophyta, Magnoliopsida, Fagales, Betulaceae. The record is from RefSeq and is a predicted model, not a curated record. Gene Ontology annotation, molecular function: nucleic acid binding; RNA-DNA hybrid ribonuclease activity.
AUGGCAGAGGAAGUGAAAUGGCAACCCCCUCCUCCUAAUUCAGUUAAAAUUAACUGGGAUGCGGCGAUGAACCACACAAACAAAGUCAUUGGAUUGCGUAUUAUUGCAAGGGACGAGAGGGGAAAAUUUAUGGCAGCCUUUAGUAAACAACAGGAUAUUGAUACAGAACUAGUGGUAGCUGAAGCAAUGGCUGCUCUCCAUGCCAUCAUUUUAAGCCAGGAGAUGAAUUUCCAGAAUGUGGUGUUUGAAGGGGAUUCAUUACAGGUGGUGCAAGCGGUAAACUCGGUUUCUCAAUGUAAUAGCAUAUACGGGCACCUUAUAGAAGACAUUAAAGUAGGACUUAACAAGAUGGCCACGUCGAGUUUCACUCACGUUACCAGAGAUGCCAAUGGGGCUGCGCAUGCUCUAGCUGUUAUGGCUAGGAACCAUGUCACGGGUAUUGUAAAAUGGGAUUCUAUUCCACACAGUAUUUGUGGUAUUGUAAGCAGGGAGGAACUUAGUUCCACCUACUGA